Molecule: messenger RNA, 903 nt
Organism: Purpureocillium lilacinum
Lineage: Eukaryota; Fungi; Ascomycota; Sordariomycetes; Hypocreales; Ophiocordycipitaceae
Source: RefSeq, a predicted model, not a curated record
AUGCUCUACACUCUCGUCACGGGCAUCGUGAGCGUCGCCAUUGGAACAUAUCUGCUCGGAACUCACAGGCAAGCCACCAUCAUGCCCGCUGCGAGCGAGACCAACGGGGCGAUGAAGAAGCCUUGGGCGGACGCACCUCUGGCGCUCAUCCCCACGCCCACCUUUCUCACGAACAAGACGGACAUGUGGACCGAGGGCGCCAGCCACAUGUGCAACCUGCACAAUGCCAUCUUCCGCGGCUACAACUCCAUGUACCUGCAGGCGCCGCAUGUUCGCGACGCGGACAAGGCCGACUUUUUGGGCUACUGCCGCACGUGGAGCAAGUUUGUGCGCACGCAUGCCGAUAAGGAGGAGGGUGAGCUGUUUCCGGAUGCGGAGCGGCUGCUGAAGGACGAGGUGUUUAAGCACACACACGAGGAGCACGGCAGGUCACACCCAUUGUUCAAUGCAUUCAUCCCCGCGCUCAACGAGUUCCACGAGUACCUCGAGAGCGUCAAGGCGACGCCCUCGCAGUUCUCCACCGCGCGGAUGCUAGAACUCAUGGCCGCCUUCGAGAAGCCGUUCGAGGAGCACUUCCGCUCCGAGAUCGACACCAUCGCGGCGCUGGCGGCGCACCCCAACACGCCGCGCGAGGGCACGCCCGAGGCGGCGACGGCCAAGAGCCGCUUCGACGCGUGGGGCCGCCGGUCCGUCCUCACGGGCGGCGUCACCGACGUGUCCAUGUUCUUCCUCUUCAACCUGGACCGCGGGUACGAGGGCGGCCUGUGGAGCGACUGGCCCGAGGUGCCGGCGGCGUUGCGCUGGGCGCUGACGCGCACGCUGGGCGGGUGGCAUUCGGGGUGGUGGCGGUUUGCGAGCUGUGAUGCGGAUGGGCGGCCGAGGGAGCUGUAUGCGCUGCCGUGA